UAUACCCAGUUUUCGCGCACGAGGAUCCGUCUUCUCAAAACAGGAGGUUACCUCGGCUUUGCUGAUUUGGGUUUUACACUUUACAGCGCUCAUUGCUGGUUGGAGUGUCAGUAUUCUUUGAAUUCCGGCGAACGACAACGAACGUAACUAGGGCCAUCACUCCCAUGUGUAGUUUCCAGUGGGAAUCAUUAAAACAAGCUACCUGACACAAUCACCAGAUUUAGCGAAUACAUGAUGAAACGAAUGAUGCCAUGGAGUGACGAUGAUGAUGAUUCUUCAAGUCCUGAUUCAGAUGCUUCCGAUAAAGAUGAAAAUCCAAAAAAGAACAAAAAGAUCGUUUCUGGUGGUGGAUCUGGAUCAACGAAAUCUAGAGUUGAAUCUGUAAAGCGGAAGAGCAAAGGGAUAGACUUUGAAGCGCUGAGUCAGCACGGGUAUAGGGGCGGGUUGUCGGUCCUAAAAGUCCCUCCACCAAAAGAAAGCGACAAGGACCGUGAUUGGUCGUGGUCAACCGGGCAGGGGCAGGACAGGCGGGCAGCAAAUGAGACGGAAGAGAGCUACCAAGAUAGACAGAAGACGAGAGCCAUGUUGCUUGAAGGAGAACAGUUGGUGCAUGCACGAACGCAGAAAGAGAAAAACUUGUUAAGCUUCUCACAGAAGGAAAAGAGGAAAAGGGAUAUGGGGCAGGCUAGUAGGGGUAAAAGCUAUGUCGAAGAAGAGAAGAGAUUGUUGAGAGAAAAUGGGAUUUACUCUGGCUUUGAUGCUUGACACUUUAUGAUAUGCCAUUUGUCCUUGUACUCUUUCAACUUAUGGGGAAAAAAACAAGUAUUGCCUUUGAA
Molecule: messenger RNA, 836 nt
Organism: Lactuca sativa (garden lettuce)
Lineage: Eukaryota; Viridiplantae; Streptophyta; Magnoliopsida; Asterales; Asteraceae
Source: RefSeq, a predicted model, not a curated record